CUCCGCGCGGAGUGGCCAACAAGCGACCACGGCGAUUCCAACAAAUCCGAGCAGCAAUCGCAUCGAAAUGGGUGCCACGGCCUCGUGCAAGAAAACCUCCGGCAGUGGCUAUCCGGAGCACGAUGAUCCCAGCUACCGCAAGUGCCAGGAGCUCAAGAUGGAGCGCUGGAUCCAGAUGCAUUACCAGAUCAAGCAGCGGGAACAGGCACUGGCCAUCGCCCACCAUCGGGAGCUCUUCUACUGGCUGAGCGGAUUCUACCUGAGUGCUGUGUACGGCUGCGCCAGUUACUACCAGAGGGUCAGGAGGGUAUCCGCGCUGGCUCCGCUCCUGCCGCUCACCUUCGUCGUGGGUUACUAUACGGACUGGGCCUACGGCAGCAAGAUGCAUCGCAUUCAAGCGGAGGCCAACAUGAUAAUGGAGCACGAGCAGGAGCUGCUCCACUGGCCAGGUGGUCUGCCCACUGUCGCCGGAAUCGAUGAGGCCCGCGUGGAGACCGAAAUGGAGAAGAAAAUGCAUCCGCACCACAUGUAGAGGCAAAAGGCUGCCCCUCUCCCCGGUAGCCUGUAGGCGGGAUUGGGUUCUCGUGCUCAGGUCCUCGUUCAAAAACACACACACACACAAUCCACAAUCAAUAGGAUUUGGCCCAGAGUUUCAGAAAUUUGUAAGACCCCUAGCUAGAAUUGUAUAUUUUUUUGGCAUAAACAGUGCUGCUGAAUGCUGAAAUGUGGGGACCAUUCAAUUACACUUCACAACACUCACCAGCAUUCAAAUUACGUUUCACAGCUCAUUACGCACCAUUUUAAAAUUUCUUACAACGAAAAGCCAUGCAUAUAUCAUUCGACACAUCUAAAUCCAAUUUAUGCGAAAAUGUUCAGCAUUUUUAAAUUGAAAUCACAAUUUAGACAAAGGCUGCCAGAAAAUUUAUUUGAAAUAAUUGUAGCUAGCAAAAAGGCACCAUCAUAUCAUAUAUUGUUCCAAAGGAGCACUACUUUCACCAAGUUUAACAUUUUUUGCACAGAACCCCAGCCAGCCUACAGCGCCAGAUAGCUCAAAUAUAGGCCUAUAUAUAUAUAUAGAUAUAUUUAUAUUAUAUAUAUUUAUAUUCAGAAGUCCUCCAUAAAGACCAUUUACUUAGCCGCAGUUUACUCGCUCUUUCCAAACUCUAUCUAUCUGUGUGUGACGCGCUUUACUUUUUCAGCAAUUUUUUGAGACAAUACUCCU
This is a messenger RNA of Drosophila mauritiana, 1222 nucleotides long. RefSeq names its product plasminogen receptor (KT). Bases 68 to 532 code for a protein of 154 amino acids. Lineage: Eukaryota; Metazoa; Arthropoda; Insecta; Diptera; Drosophilidae. Gene Ontology annotation, cellular component: plasma membrane. The record is from RefSeq and is a predicted model, not a curated record. Gene Ontology annotation, biological process: positive regulation of plasminogen activation. The transcript has 3 exons.